Messenger RNA from Dracunculus medinensis (Guinea worm), 1056 nucleotides. NCBI's taxonomy places the organism in Eukaryota, Metazoa, Nematoda, Chromadorea, Rhabditida, Dracunculidae. The record is from the annotation of a GenBank genome assembly.
AUGGCUCGAAGGCACUAUCGCCAUCAUCAUCGCAGAUCAAAAGUAACUCGAGUUGUUAAUCUUGUUAAACGAAUUAUUGCUUUCUUCUUCUCACAUGUUGGUUUAUGCGCUUUGGUAGUAGGUUAUGCUUUAUUAGGCGCUGUCGUAUUUCGAGCCGUUGAAGGUCCACACGAAACUUUUAUUCAAAGCGAAGUUACUACAGCGAGGCAGAAAGCUGUUAAUAUAGCUUGGAAUGCCACAUUCAGAGUGAAUAAACUAGAUCGCAAUAAAUGGGAGCGAACGGUUCAUUCACAAGUUAAGAAUUUCCAACAUAAAUGUAUUUGGGCGAUCAAACGAGGAUAUGAUGGAAAAGAAUAUGGCUUAUCAGCACAAUGGACAUUUACUGGUGCCUUUCUUUAUUCCCUUACCGUUAUUACAACAAUUGGCUAUGGCAAUACAUCUGCCAAAACAUAUUUUGGGAAAACGUUGACAAUUCUCUUCGCUAUUAUAGGAAUUCCACUAAUGCUUCUAUUCUUAACAAAUAUUGGCGAUAUAAUGGCUAAAAUAUUUCGUUUUCUUUAUGCACGAUCUAUUCGCUUAAAAUACCGACUGAUUUUGUGGCAUAAACGUCGUAAAGCAGCCGAACUUCGUCGUGCGAAUUCUCUAAUGUCGCGAUUAACACGAACGGAUUUAGCCUUCGAUUCUCUUGGCGCAGCACCUGAUAUGCAUGAAUUUCUCACUGCAAGAGCGCAGCUCGAUCAAAUUGAGGUGAAGGAAAGUGUUGAGGCACAGUUACAACGUAUUUCAGUACCAUUAAGUUUAGUCUUUUUGACAAUGUUUGCUUAUUUAGUCACUGGUUCAAUACUUUUUUGCUUAUGGGAAGAAUGGACUUUCUUGGAUAGCUUUUAUUUCUGCUAUAUAUCAUUAACAACUAUUGGCUUUGGCGACAAAUUUCCUGGCGCUUCAGUUGGGAAUGAUAAAGAUGCUCAAGAAAAGUUGGUAAUUACAUCAGUUUAUCUGUUAUUUGGAAUGGCUUUAUUGGCGAUGUGUUUUAAUCUUGCACAGGAAGAGGUUUAG